Messenger RNA from Fonsecaea erecta, 690 nucleotides. RefSeq lists its product as hypothetical. Lineage: Eukaryota; Fungi; Ascomycota; Eurotiomycetes; Chaetothyriales; Herpotrichiellaceae. The transcript has a single exon. The record is from RefSeq and is a predicted model, not a curated record. Bases 1 to 690 code for a protein of 229 amino acids.
AUGAAUGGCGGGAUGGUCGCAGACAGAUGCUACUCCUACGAUGACGAGACCUUCACCAAGCGAGACCUUGUAGAGUCUGAACGCGCAACUGAUUGGCAAGGCCUCCCUGUCAAAACACCUUGGGGUUCCGUGCGGCGUCAAAAUGACCAUGCCGCGCUCGCGUUCGUUCGAGACAACACAACGAUCCCUGUUCCGAAGAUUCUCGAGUUCAAGAGCAUCAGUGAAGGCACUCACCAACUGAAAAUGGAGCGCGUAUACGGAACACCUCUUUCUAAAAUCAGGGCGGGAAAGGAGCAGGCUACCAAGGUUGUUGAUGAGGAUAUCACACAAUUUGUCCUUCCCCAGCUGCACAGUCUAAGAUCCCGCAAUGUGGGCUCCUUGGCUGGCAGCAUCAUUCCUCCUCCGCGUCUGUGGGAGGAAGCCGAAUCCCAUCAGUGGACCCCGUGGAAAUCUUGGUCGAAAAGAAAUGUCUUUGUCCAUAAUGAUCUUGGUCAACAAAAUAUACUUGUGGACGACAACUUCAAGGCUGUUGGGAUCGUGGAUUGGGAAUAUUCUGGCUUCUACCCAGAUGAUUUUGAAGCGCCGCUAUGGAUCCAAUCGCCUGAGGAGGAGGGUUACUUUGAUAUUGACGCUCACAAGAUCCCCCGACUUGUCAAGUUCCUUUCUCAGAGAGAACACCGCCGACUGUAG